This is a messenger RNA of Cynara cardunculus var. scolymus (artichoke), 483 nucleotides long. RefSeq lists its product as uncharacterized. The record is from RefSeq and is a predicted model, not a curated record. Gene Ontology annotation, biological process: DNA integration. The transcript has a single exon. Lineage: Eukaryota; Viridiplantae; Streptophyta; Magnoliopsida; Asterales; Asteraceae. The coding region runs from base 1 to 483 and encodes 160 amino acids. Gene Ontology annotation, molecular function: nucleic acid binding.
AUGCAUCCCAAAAGAAGAAGUGACAUAAGUUCUACAGCAUCCAAGGUUUUACAAUCAGGAUUCUACUGGCCUACUUUGCACAAUGAUGCUCAAAACUUUGUAAAAAGUUGCAAUGAGUGUCUGAGGAGUGGAAAUAUCUCUAGAAGAAAUGAAAUGCCUUUAAACGGAAUCCUAGAAAUAGAAUUAUUUGAUGUUUGGGGUAUAGACUUUAUGGGACCUUUUCCUCUAUCCAAUAAUUGUGCCUACAUAUUGGUAGAUGUGGAUGUGUCCAAAUGGGUGGAAGCCAUGGCUUGCCAUUCCAAUGAUGCUAAAACAGUUGCUAAGUUUUUACAAAAGCACAUAUUCAGUAGAUUUGGUACACCUCGUGCCUUAAUUAGUGAUGAAGGCACUCACUUCAUAAACAACAUGUUAAAAGAAGUUCUUGAUAAGUAUGACAUCAAGCAUAGGGUAGCAACUGCCUACCAUCCUCAGAACAACGGAUAA